Molecule: messenger RNA, 4147 nt
Organism: Monopterus albus (swamp eel)
Lineage: Eukaryota; Metazoa; Chordata; Actinopteri; Synbranchiformes; Synbranchidae
Gene: il10ra
Product: interleukin 10 receptor, alpha
Exons: 7
Coding region: 152-1879 (575 amino acids)
Biological process (GO): cytokine-mediated signaling pathway
Cellular component (GO): plasma membrane
Molecular function (GO): cytokine receptor activity; protein binding
Source: RefSeq, a predicted model, not a curated record
GUUGCCUCUCUGUUGUUCCACAGAUGAGCAGCCAGUCUUCAACUCUCUCAUGGUCAACUGACCCAUUAUACUGAGCAGCUGAGACGAAGAGGUGUUGCUAGAGUCUCAUUUGCCUCAUUGAUAACUGGAAUAAGGGACUUAUUAUGACUGAAUGAAGAUAUUUCGCCAGAUACCAGAAAUGGAUAUGAUCAACAAGACACAAAUUUGUGUCCUACUGAUUAUCUUCGUGAGCUGUGUGUCAGGACUGGACAUCCCUCAGCCUGACAAAAUGAUGGUGACUAUGUUGGAUGAGGAGGUGAUAGUACAUUGGAAACAUCCUGUGGGCGCCCCACAAGACUCCCAGUACAAUGUGCAAAUGGGAAAGCUCAAUGGUGAAUGGGUCAGUGUUGGCAGCUGCACAGGGACCACAAACACUUACUGUGAUCUCAGUAGUCUUAUAAGUGCCGAUUACCGAAGUGCUUACAAGGUCAAAGUUCAGCUGGUGGCAGGUGAUAAAGUGUCUCAGUGGACAGCGAAGAAAUUUCUCCUGACUGAAAGUGAAUUGCAGCCUCCCUCUUUCAAUCUGUGGGCUACUUCGAGCACUCUAUCAGUUUAUGUUCACCAGAAACCCAUUCUGAGAGAGCUCUUUCCUUAUGGGCUGACCUACACCGUCUACCUGGAGGAGAGAGAACAAGAUAAGAAUAUAACAGAAUUCCUGAAAGACGACAUGCAGGAAGAUCAGAGACUGAAGACUUUCACUUCUCUACAGUGGGGGACAGAGUACUGUAUCAGCAUCAAGGUAGAGGGCAGUGGAGCUCUCCACCAGAGCAGAUUGUCCCCUAAACAGUGUCUGCGGCUACCAGAUCAAGAAUGGUUCAUAAUUGCUGUAUCAUCCCUGUCUGUUGCGGGUGUACUGUUCAUCAUUGCUAUCAUAGCAGCUAUCCUCCAUUGUUACCUGAGACGACCAGAGAAAACACCUGCUGUGUUGAAAAACCCUGUAAGUGGCUGGCUUCCAGUGUCUGUUGAACAAGGGACGAUAGAGGUUGUUACAGACAAAGGAUGGUUCCUGUCUAGCUACACAACAGACAUGAAAAACUGUGUCAAAGACCCAAUGGCCCAUGUUACGGUAACAGAAGACAAUGGAGAGGAGGAUAGGAGGACAAGCAUGGACAGCGGGAUCAGCAUGAAGUCGAAUGCUGCUACAGACAAUGGAGGAAGUCCUCUGAUGAGACAAGAGGACAGUGGUUGUGGGAGCUUGGGAGGACCAGAGAGCUCCACCGGCAGUCAGGCCAAUUACCCCCUGCAGGAUGAGGGGACUGAUACUAAGAGGGAGGACAGUGGCGUGGGACUGGGCUUCCAGCUUGAUUCUUCUUCCAUGAAUCUGGAUGAACAGGACAGUAGAUUUCUGAAGGACUCUGUAGCUGGGGGUAGUUAUCGCAGCCAGAGCCCCUCUGCUGUGCAGGCCUGUGACGAUGAGGAGAUGUUUAAACAGAUGCUUCCAGACACAGCUUUGGCCGAAGUGAUCACUGGUUACAGGGCUGGGCCUCAAACGUGCAUCUGUUCAGGAGCAGGCCAGUGCACUUGGUGCCACAAACAAGGCCAUUAUGGACCUGAAGUUAUCAAACAAUACAGAGCUCUGUGUAUUGAAAAUGGACUACUGCACAGCAAAUGUGAUUUUGUGGACACUUACAAAGCAGGGCUUACACUUUCAAGUCAUUGUAGAAAACCACAAAUGGACACUGUUACAGUGGAUGACUUUGAACACACUCUUAUUCAACAAGGGGAGACCUUCCCUUUGCUAACAGCUCUGACACCCCUGCCACUAAUGGAGGGAGGACAGGACUUCAAUAUGAACAACGUGUCCCUCUCCCUUUGCGACGUGCAGCUGACAAUUGACUGAUACACCGUGGAAUGUAACAGUGCUUUUUAUACAAUGAUGCUGACAUAACCUAUCUGAGAGCCAUGCUGGAGUCAUACACUCCCUUUAUCCCCAUGUUUUUGAAUCAUGAAUUAGAAACAUUAUGUGGUGUUUUUCAUGUUUUGGAACUAUGAAGGAGAAAAUAGAGAACCAUGGGUAGGAAACAGAGCAUUUGCCACCUUGUUAUUGAAGAUAGAAAGGAAACAGAGGUUAGAUCAAACAGCUGCUGCCUGGUAGCUGAUAGUUAGAGUCUUAUGAGUUUAAACAGUAAGCAAUUACUAUGUCAAAGACAUUAUUCAAACCUAUAUGUGCAGCCAACUGAAGUGUGACAUGCAGGAAGUGAAACUAGUGUGGGGAGCAAUGCAGAGAAACAGUCUGACACGUAAGUGUCUUCGGGCAUUUUGUUAUUUCACCUCCUCCAACAACGAUACUUGACUUUGGGAACCCACUGUUAAAGUUUCUGAAAGGUUUUUCUUCUUUUUAAAUAUAAAAAAAUGAUAAUAAUAAUUGUAAGAUAAUUUAAGUGGAAUCAUUUCUCACUUGUCAUCAGUAUUGUCAGGUCAUUUCUUUUCAGUACCAUGUGAUAGCAAACUAACAGGCAGAAUUAAGUGGCAAACAUUUCUCUCUCUAUUUUCAGUUAUGCAUAGGAUGAUUUGUUAAGAUUAUUUCUAAUGUUCUCUGACUCAACCUUAUGUCCUAUUCCAUAACAACCUGUCAUCCAGCUGCUGCUCUUUAUAAAUUAUGUAAUUUAUGCUUUGUGAAAAGCUGCCUAUUUAUUGUAUGUUGCUUUGAAUAUUAUGACCACACUCUUCUAAAUGUGGUUAAACAAAUGGAAUGCAGUCUGCUGUAAAUUUCAUACUUUCAGAGAAAAUACAGCCAUUAAAGAAAUUACAUGACGUGGGUUUUCAGAAACUAUGACUCAGGAAAACACAAGGAAAACCCUGAAACAACAAAGCUAUACCUUUUUGGAAAGGUAAACAUAAGUCAUAUAGCUGUGCUUGGGAUCCCCACAUGUAAAUUCUGUACAGGAACCAGUGCAGUGGUUUCGAAGCUUCUAAACUAAGAAACAAACACUUCCUUAAACUGGCUUUCACUCCGUUUAAAAAAAGCCCCACACAUUUACAGCAAAGAGACACAAUAUUAUCAUCAGGGCUGAAAUUUCAGAGAUACUCAAGAUUAAUCUCAGUGAAAUAUAUACUGUACUUUAUCUUCACAUUAGCUGUUCAUCCCAUUCUUUAUUGAGAAGAAGCAGAAUCCUGACAGUGGUAGACCUACUUCUCUAUGUGCAGCAUUAGAGAGGAAGUGACACAACUUUUGGAUUCUAAAUGUAGAAAAAAACUCUUUUUUCAAACUGGUUCAGUGUCUUGCUCAGGGACACUUAGGCAUGCGGGUAGACUGGGAGUCAAACCACCAACUUGCUGGUCAGAAGACAACCGCCCUACCUCCACCCCACUUUGACUGAAUUGGGAUUUUCAUGGCCUGUGACUGUGACAACAGUGGCAGAAAAAAAUUACCUUAAGGAAGAAAUGCAGAGAAAAAAUGCAAUUUAAACAUAGCAGCCCCAUAAGACACACAGAAACAGGAGUCGUAAGUUAAACUAAAAUAAUUAUAUUAACAAAUGAAUGUCUAAGUUGUGACUGUUUUUGACUGAACAGGUGUGGCCCUUAUGACCUUUAGUCCCUUUAGUCCCUCAUAUCAGAAAAACACCUGAGCAAUGUUUUUGUUUCAUUUUUAAAAAGCUAUGGGAUAAUAAAGCUCUACCAACGACCAAGAGUAUCAAAAGGUGGCAAAUAUGUGAACUUAGAGGGAAUUCACCCACAUGUUUCAAGAAAGCAGAUCUGCCUGGUCGUUGUGGUUUUGCUGUUGAUAUUUUGCCUCAGAAAUUUUUAACACAAGCCGAACAGUGCAUGCAUCUGUUUCUCUGUGGUGUGUGCGUCUGUGUACACUCAUAUGUGAGCAUGUGAAGCCACAACAGGCUAAACUGCCAAUUUCUCAUGACAAAGAGCGAAACUAAAAAAAAAAUUCAAUUGCAACAAGAUAUUAAAUGCUCACACAUUUAUUUUAAUCCAUUUUUACAGUUACAUUAAAAUUACAUAAAUAUACAAUUUUGUAUACACAAUAACACACAAUACUUAUCUUUUUGUUUCAAGACAAAACAGACAUUUUUAUUUCCAAGACACAACUAAAAAGCUGUGGUGGAAUUCUUACUUUUACUUAAGUAAAGGUAACAAUUCCACAGUGUAAAAAUAC